Betta splendens (Siamese fighting fish) is the source of this 1412-nucleotide messenger RNA. RefSeq lists its product as uncharacterized. The transcript has 5 exons. The record is from RefSeq and is a predicted model, not a curated record. NCBI's taxonomy places the organism in Eukaryota, Metazoa, Chordata, Actinopteri, Anabantiformes, Osphronemidae. Gene Ontology annotation, biological process: response to bacterium. The coding region runs from base 69 to 1124 and encodes 351 amino acids.
CAGGCUUGUCUCAGAAAAGCGAAGAAAUUGCUGAGAUUCUUGUCAGUUAGCACAACAAUUUUAGCACAAUGACACCUGCGGACUUUCUCUUCUGUCUGACAUGUUUGUUCGUAGGAGAAUUGGGUCACACGGCUGCUCUGAAAUUCUCCACAUCGGUUUUUCAAGACACUGGUUUUAAAUCUGUUAAAACUGGGGAAAACCUGACUUUGCACUGUUUCUCUGAAAGUGAUGUUGCUGCAAGAUUUUACUGGUACAAACAAACUCUGGGACAGACACUGAGGCUUAUAUCUUCCUUCUACAAGUUUGACAACAAUGCAACCUUUUACAACGAGUUAUACAACAAUCCACGCUUCACUCUGGUGACUGACAGCGGUAAAAAUCACUUGACAAUUGCAGAUCUGCAAGUUUCAGACUCGGCUACCUAUUAUUGUGGAAGUAGCUAUUCGUACAAGUUUCAGUUUGCUGAUGGAGUCACAGUCAAUGUCCAUGGUGCAGACUCCAGCAUCCCGUUUCUGGUGCAUCAGUCAGUGUCUGGGAGCAUCCAGCCAGGAGGCUCUGUGACCCUGAACUGUACAGUACAAACUGGGACCUGUGAUGGACAACACAGUGUUUACUGGUUCAAAGACUCUGUAGAAGCUCGCCCAGGAUUUAUUUACACCCACGGAGACAGAAAUGAUCAGUGUGAGAGGAAACCAGACACACAGACACACACCUGUGUCUAUGACCUGCCAGUGAACAACUUAAGUCUUUCUCAUAGUGGGACCUUGUACUGUGCUGUUGCGUCAUGUGGACACAUUCUGUUUGGAGAAGAACCCAAACAGAGCUUUGAGGACAGGGUCCCUUCUUAUGACCUGGUGGUGUACCUUCUGAGCGGGGCUUUAGGAUUCACCGUCAUCCUGAGUGUUUUAUUAACCUUCUUAUUGUGCAAGAUCAAAGAAACAAACAUCUGCCAGUGUACAGCAUCCCCUUCAAAGGUUUCAACCUCUUCCACAACCAAUUCAGAGAUUCAGCCAAAUAAAGAAACUGUCCAUUAUGCAGCUAUAAGGCAGCAGACGACCCGAAGAUCGAAAAGACAGGAGAAUAAUUGUGAGUCGCAUUGUGUGUACUCAAAUAUCAAGGAAUAAUACUGUCUGUGUUGUAUAUGUGAUAUUGCAUAACAAAACGCUGAUAUUAUAUCAAUAGUUUACAUUUAUGACUAUAUCAUGAAAGGUCUCUCUAUUUCUGUGAUAACCAUCCUUUUCGUACUUUUGUCAGUAUUGAAUGUUAAAACACAUGUUGCUAAAUAACAAGUGAAUCUAAUCAGCUUUUGAAAUGACCCCACCAGUUAAUGAUAUUGGGAAGAACUUGCCAGAUCUUAGUAGAAUGCUGAUUUUUUAGAAGGUUUUUAAAUACAAUAAACUACAUGUAUUGGU